Messenger RNA from Emericellopsis cladophorae, 594 nucleotides. Its product is annotated as C6 zinc finger domain-containing protein. Gene Ontology annotation, biological process: DNA-templated transcription. The coding region runs from base 1 to 594 and encodes 197 amino acids. Lineage: Eukaryota; Fungi; Ascomycota; Sordariomycetes; Hypocreales; Bionectriaceae. The transcript has 2 exons. Gene Ontology annotation, molecular function: DNA binding; zinc ion binding. The record is from RefSeq and is a predicted model, not a curated record.
AUGGCCAUGUCUGCCGAGGACCUCCUAGCCGAUCGCGCCCGCCGCCAUACCAGAGCUCUAUUUUGGGUGUGCUAUGCGCUCGACAAGGACAUCGCACUACGCUCUGGAAAGCCGCCUCUUCUCGUGGGUGAUUAUUGUGACAUGACGCUGCCACAGAGGGACGACCAAACUAGUUCAGGGCAACACAUUACUAGCAUUCAUGAGCUUCGACUCAGUAUCUUCAAGGAACAAGUCUAUCGCUUCCUCUACGCCCCCGGAGCCUUUGGCAUCCCGGACACUCAACAUUUGCUCCAGCUCCGCCACCUGGACGACGAACUCGAGAGUUGGCGUCUGCACAUCGCCUUUUAUGCGCCCAUAGCCGCCAUGUCCUUGUUCGUCAACAUCCUCAUCCAUCCGUUGGGAGAACGAGCCGACUCCGAUCUUGAACAUCUCACAAUGGCCGUGGGAGUCAUCCGCAGCAUACCACUGGGCAAUCUUUCCGCAGACGAUAUUGACUACGCGCAGACCAUGUGUGAUUUCAUGGUGGAGCUCAUUCGACUCGGCAAUUGCGCCAUUUGGAAGACCAAGAAGGAUGGGAGGUCCAGGUGUUCUUGA